UGUUUUAACUAUUUUUUUUCUAUUUUUUCCACAAUGCUGUUUCCUCAUCCAUCAUCGUAUAAAUACACACUCGCAACCUACACCCCUUUAGUAUCUAAAACACACACACAAAACCCACAUUCCGGUGUUUUCUAUGGCCGCAGCGAAAAGAUUUUCGGAUCACCUCGACUCGAAUUCCGACCAACAAAAUGAAAAACGGAGGAGAACUGGCCCGCGUUUAGCUACUGUGAUACGGGAGGUGAUUGCUGGGAAUUUCAUGCAGAACUUUUGUUCUGCCCUUGAACCGAUGAUCCGGAGAGUGGUUCAAGAAGAAGUUGAGCAUGGAUUACGACGCAGUGCAUUAAGAUCAUUAAGCAGAUCAAGUUCACUACGAAUCCAAGCAGUCGAACCGUCGCGACUCAAGCUAGGUUUCAGCGACCGCCUCGCCCUACCUAUUUUCACAGCGAGCAAAAUCGUAGACCUAGAGAAAAACCCUCUUGAAAUCAUUCUCCUAGAGACGAGAGGCGACCGCAUGAUUCAGACCGCUCUCGCGUACCCUAUUAAAAUCGAGAUCGUCGUCUUAGACGGAGAUUUUCCCCGCGGAGACAACGAGACGUGGACCAGUAAGGAAUUCGAGAAGAGCAUUGUGAGGGAGCGAACCGGGAAGAGGCCAUUGCUCACGGGAGAGUCUCAUGUGACCAUGAGGGACGGAGCUGUUGUUCUCGGUGACUUCGAAUUUACGGAUAAUUCGAGCUGGAUUCGGUGCAGGAAAUUCAGGCUCGGUGCGAGAGUGGUGCAGAGGAGCUGCGGAGGAGUUAAAAUUCAAGAAGCUAUCAGUGAAGCGUUCGUUGUGAAAGAUCACCGUGGAGAAUUAUACAAGAAACAUCACCCUCCCAUGCUGGAAGAUGAGGUCUGGCGUUUAGAAAAGAUCGGAAAAGACGGAGCUUUCCACCGGAAGUUAGCCGCGGAAGGCAUCAACACCGUCCAGGAUUUCUUAAAAGUCUCCACCGUUGAGCAAUCGAAGCUUCGAACUAUUUUAGGCGUUGGAAUGUCGGAAAAAAUGUGGGAUGUUACAUUGAAACAUGCAAGAGACUGCGUUCUGGGAAGCAAGCUGUACAUAUAUGGCGGACCAAGCUACACUAUUAUCUUGAACCCUAUUUGCGAAAUUGUGAAGGUUGUGGUUAAUGGACAGACUUACUCCAAGCAGUACCUCUCAAGCCUGAAUAGUGGUUAUGUUGAGAAUAUGGUAAGAAGUGCAUACGCAAAUUGGAACUCCUUACAGGAAGUUGAUGGACAGUUGAAUCAGACCCCUCUUCUAACCCAAGGUGAUUUGGUGGAUCAAUACCAAAGUAACAGCCAUACUAUUGCGAGAUCCUUGCAACAACAUGCUUUUUUUACUGAUGAGGGAACGUCACUAGAGACUGCGCAAGCUGAAUGUAGUGAUCUCUGGGUUGAAACUCCUGCGUUCAUUAGUACUGCAGUGGAAUCGGGUGUCCGUUACAACUUCCCUGACUCUCCGUCUGAUGGAGAAUUGUCACCAGCUAUGCCAUUUGCCCGUGGAAUUUGAAAACUAUUAAUGUGAUCGAUGUAGAUAGGCCAAGUAUAAUAAACCCUGUUGUUUUUUUUGGCCGCCCUUGUGAACCGUACGUCACAAAAGUGGUGUUUUUUUCUUCUCUUUAGGUGCAGAAGUUCUAUUACUUUCAGUUUUACAGUUUUUCAUGCCACUUCCCUUUUGUUAAUUUUGUGCCAAAGAAAAACAUGGAACAGAGUGAAGUUUCUUGAUUUUCUUUCACUUUUUUAAGGGAAAUAUGUUGGAUGAAUGUAGCUCUUGUUACGUCUUUUCGUCUAGCCAAGUAAAAGAGCUUUUGUUUUCUGGAAAA
This is a messenger RNA of Daucus carota subsp. sativus, 1859 nucleotides long. RefSeq names its product protein SAR DEFICIENT 1. The record is from RefSeq and is a predicted model, not a curated record. Bases 134 to 1546 code for a protein of 470 amino acids. Gene Ontology annotation, cellular component: nucleus. Gene Ontology annotation, biological process: regulation of salicylic acid biosynthetic process. The transcript has 7 exons. Gene Ontology annotation, molecular function: sequence-specific DNA binding; DNA-binding transcription factor activity; calmodulin binding. Lineage: Eukaryota; Viridiplantae; Streptophyta; Magnoliopsida; Apiales; Apiaceae.